This is a messenger RNA of Enterobius vermicularis (human pinworm), 648 nucleotides long. Lineage: Eukaryota; Metazoa; Nematoda; Chromadorea; Rhabditida; Oxyuridae. The record is from the annotation of a GenBank genome assembly.
CUGCAUGAUGACGAGCGGAACUGGAGCCCGAAAUUUUCUUCCCCUUUCAACAAUGGGUAUUUCCGUGUAAUUCUGCUGGAUAAUGAAUGUGAAAUUUUUGUUUGUAACUUCGGAGGGCACCAGGAGUUUUUAGCAGUUUAUUAUGUCGUGCGCUUUUCUGAAAUUUUUCGAGAAGAUCGUACAGAAAUAUUUUCUGAAAAUCGAAACAUAAAUGUUGAGGUGUUGCAAAUCGGUAGUAAAGACAAGGUUUGCGAAAUGUCAUCUGGUAAGGAUCACGUAUUGUUAUUAAGUGUUGCAGGCGAAGUUUACAGUUUUGGAACAGGAAGUCGUGGGGAACUGGGUCACGGAUCACUACAAAAUGAGUCUUUUCCGGUGCUACUCGAUUCACUUCAGCCACUUCGUAUAGUACAAAUUUCCUGUGGUUCUUGGUAUAGUGUUGCUUUGACGGACGGAGGGGAUGUUUAUGUUUGGGGUUGGAAUCGUUGUGGACAAUUUGGGAAUGCUGAUCCAUGUGUAAUAGACACUCCAUAUCCACUGGACUUGGAAGACGCAUUUAAGUCAAUUUUAGCAUUCCGGGAUGGUUUAAUUUUAAAAAAGAUGGAUGGUGCUUUAGUCGUAUUUGGUAGUUUCGAAUUCUCUUGUCAGUAA